This is a messenger RNA of Amoebophrya sp. A120, 3886 nucleotides long. NCBI's taxonomy places the organism in Eukaryota, Dinophyceae, Syndiniales, Amoebophryaceae. The record is from the annotation of a GenBank genome assembly.
AGUUUCAGUUCCUCUUUCAAAAAAAUUAAAGUUUAGAAUUCGUCUUCUCAAUAUGGUUGUGUCUGCGAUGCGUUCCUUUGCAUUCCAAUCUUGAUAAUAUGUUGUGUUGGGCCUGAGAUUGAGAUUUCCAUCUGUACAACAUGUUGCAUUUUUCGCCCCCCCCUCGAGAAUAGAAGGUGGCUCUAACUGCUGUAAGUAUGAUCAUCCUCGUCCUCACCUCUUUGCGAUCGAGAGGAAACCAGCACGUAGCAACGGAUGAUGCCCGCGGAUGAUAAGUGAUACUUGGUUCUUGUAGUCGCACCGCCGUGCAGGCGCAUCGUUUGUGGUGUACCAAAGUGGAUUUCUUUCCGCGCGGUUGCUUCAUCUCCCGGUCGUAUCAUACAAGCUGCACCGAUCCCUCGACGACCGUGCGGAUUUGGUAAGCAGCAACCGUUCAUCGUUUCUCGUAGCGUCAGGCCGGAUGACAAUGACGGUGGAUUAUCAGUAUAGCGUCAACAAGAACUACCCGACGUACAGCCCCACGCCGCCACCACAGAACACCAGCAGUAGCCAUCAAAUGAACUACAACAACCCUGGAGCCGCUGCAGCUGUAGCGACGAGUAGCAGCAUGUACAACGACAUCGAAGGCGGGCAGGCCGGUGGGUACUAUGGGAACAGCAGUUCGUCGAUGGGCCAGAGCAUGAAUCAUCCGGGCUACUACCCCAACAACGGGUUCGCGGACACGAACGGCUUGAACAGUCAGAACAACAAUUUUUACCAUCCCAAGAGGAAACUGUCCUUGAUCGAGCAACUGGCGAUGAACGGGACCGUGUCGCCCUUGGUUCCCCUACUCGGGGUCUGCUUCACACUCUGUGUCGGGGUACAGAUGUUUUCCGACAACGUGGGGCUGAAGGCCACACUGUGGGCGCUGUUCGUCUCCAUCGUGGGGAUGUGCUUUUCCUUCUGGCUCCUAGUGUGGAUGUACCGCUUUGACGAGGGCACGGAGGCCAUGCAGGUGAUCUCCGACGCGAUCUCAGAGGGCGCGGAGGGCUACUUCGCCAUGCAGUACAAAACGAUAAGAAACGUGACGCUGUUGUUCUCGGUCUUACUCUUCCUGCUGUUUUUGGGGAGGGAAGGAGGUAAUGUAGCAAGUUGGGUCGUUUAUAUGCUGUAUCAUUUUUAUUUUCUAACGCGGGGAUCAUGCAACAAGACGAACCACCAGCAUGAUAGAAGUGAGGAGAUGACGGAUCUCGGUGGUGGUAGACCGAGCUCUUGUUUUUUGGCUCUCUCGACCACGUCGUUGUUUUGCGGAACCACAUGAUACAGGUCUCAAUAAGUUUCUUCAAACCAACACAUUCAUUCUUUCUACCACAGGCACGGGCCCUGUAGGCCCAUGGGUGAUGGCUUUGGUUACGUCCCUCACCUUCCUCGUCGGCGCCGGGUGUUCCGCGCUUUCCGGAUACGCGGGUAUGUGGGUUUCUGUCCGGGCCAACAUCCGGGUUGCCUCCGCCGCGAGACGCUGUUACAACGAUGCUUUACAGCUUUGCUUUCGCGGUGGCGGCUUUACCGCGGUGAUUAACGUCAGCUUGGUUGUCUUUGGGAUCUGUGUCAUGAUGCUCUUCUUCCAGUUUUUCAUACCGGAACUGGCGUUCGCGCAGAUGCCGCUCUUGCUGGUAAGUACUAGGAGGGUUUAGCAGUGGUCGUGUUUUUGUCCAGGGUGGGCAUGCAAGUGAUUGUCGCAGCCUAAAAAUAAUGUAAUUGCGAAAAUGCCUCACAAGUUAUUGCAUUUUUUGCACAGUUCAUGAAAUAGAAAUUGUGACCCAUCAAGAUCACAACUUCAGGUCGGCUACGGCUUUGGCUCGUCCCUCGUGGCCAUGUUCUCGCAGCUCGGCGGCGGUAUUUACACAAAGGGCGCCGACGUCGGUGCGGACUUGGUCGGGAAGGUAGAAGCCGGGAUUCCGGAGGAUGACCCGCGGAACCCGGCCGUCAUCGCCGACUUGGUGGGCGACAAUGUUGGUGAUUGCGCGGGCCAGUGUGCGGACACGUUUGAGUCAAUUGCCGCCGAGAUAAUGGCGGCCAUGAUUCUGGGUGGCGCCCUGGCCGAGGAAGCGAAGCUGCCGGCCAAUUUUGGCGUGGGCUUUGUGGUGUUUCCGCUCGCAGUGCAUUCCAUGGACAUCGUGAUCUCUUCCGUUGGUGUGAUGCUGGUCCGGACAAGAAGAGGACUGCCCGAUCACGGCGCCGCACCCGAGGACGCGCUGGCGAUCAUGAAAAGGUUGGCCGAUGUCUUCGGUUUUGAUGCAAAACAAAAGGUCGUGUGAAUGUGAUUUGAUGCUAAAUGUAAAUCUUGCAUGGCGCUAUGGACACUUACACGAUGAGCCUAGAGGAGGAGCUUCAAAAAUAAGCACGAGCCAAAACGAUGAAAAAAAAUCCCCGUCAUCAAAUGAUAUUAAAGAGCCUACCUCGUCUCGCUGCUGCUCGGUGUCGGCGGCUUUUUUCUCUUGUGCCGACUACUCCUCUACUCCCCGGUCGCGCCGGACGCCUGGAAAUGGUUUUGCGCGUGCGGGGUUGUCGGACUGGUCGCGGCGUACCUGUUCGUCAUAAUCACCCAGUACUACACGGACUACGAAUUCUCCAAAGUUCGCGGCAUCGCGGAGGCGUCGCUUUCCGGUCCAGCGACCAACGUCAUCGCCGGAAUGGCGGUCGGAUUGGAAUCAACGGGGGCGGCGACGCUGGUCAUCGCCGGAUCAUUGGUAUGAGGAAGAACUAUUUUUUAGAUCGUGUUUUAAGCUGAGUUCCUGUUCCGUCGUGACAGGAGAUGAAGCGGCUUUUUCUGUGCUGCUUUUGGGAAUGCGAAACGGAAGAAACAAUGGGAAAAUACUUAAAAAUCUUCUAGUGCCUCUCCUACAACUUCGGUAUGAAAUCGGGCAUCACAAGUACCAAUGGGAAUAUCGCCGGCCUGUUUGGCACUGCCGUGGCAACGAUGGGCAUGCUUUCCACCGCGGUGUUCGUGCUCGCGAUGUCCUCCUUCGGCCCGAUUGCCGACAACGCGGGCGGGAUCGUUGAGAUGUCGCAGCAGCCGGAGAACGUGCGCGCCAUCACCGACAGGCUAGACGCGGUGGGCAACGUGACGAAGGCCAACACCAAGGGGUAUUCGGUCGGGUCCGCGGCUCUGGCCUGCUUUCUCCUUUUUUCCGCGUUCCUCGACGAGGUGUCACUGUACUCUGGGCACAAGUUUGAGAAGGUUGACCUCGCCAUACCGGAGGUCUUCGUGGGCGGGCUGAUCGGGUCGAUGUGUGUGUUCCUUUUCGCCUCCUACGCGAUGACCGCGGUCGGGAAGGCGGCGCAGCGCGUGGUGCAGGAGGUCCGGCGGCAGUUCCGGGAAAUCCCCGGGAUUUUAGAGUUCAGGCAGAAGCCGGACUACCGCACGUGCGUCAACAUCGUCAGUAACACCGCCCUGCGGGAGAUGGUGAAGCCGGCUUUGCUCGCGGUGCUCGCCCCCAUUCUCGUCGGCUUCGUCUUCCGCCACGUGGGCCAGCAGCGCGGGCAGCCACUGCUAGGCGCGGAGGCGGUCGCCAGCUUCAUGAUGUUCUCGACCGCAACCGGGAUUUUGAUGGCGCUGUUCCUGAACAACGCGGGCGGGGCGUGGGACAAUGCGAAAAAGUACGUGGAAACCGGGGCGCACGGUGGGAAGAACAGCGACGCGCACAAGGCUGCAGUAUGCGGCGAUACCGUCGGGGACCCGUGCAAGGACACCGCGGGCCCGUCGGUACACGUGUUUAUCAAACUCGUGUCCACCGUGACGAUGGUGGUGACGCCCUUGUUCAUCGACAAGAAGUCAUUCGACGUCGCAGCCGGGGCGGGUGCGGCACCAAUCAUACCAGGGGGAGCUGGGGCACCGCCGAGAUAG